Molecule: messenger RNA, 3827 nt
Organism: Misgurnus anguillicaudatus (oriental weatherfish)
Lineage: Eukaryota; Metazoa; Chordata; Actinopteri; Cypriniformes; Cobitidae
Gene: slc24a2b
Product: solute carrier family 24 member 2
Biological process (GO): intracellular calcium ion homeostasis; long-term synaptic depression; long-term synaptic potentiation
Cellular component (GO): plasma membrane
Molecular function (GO): calcium, potassium:sodium antiporter activity; calcium channel activity
Source: RefSeq, a predicted model, not a curated record
AGAGAGAGAGAGAGAGAGAGAUCAAACCUCCCCUCUAACCUGUGGCAUUACCAUCAUUCUUGAUCCAGGACAGUGAAACAGCAAGUGGUUGGUGUUCAGUGAAUAAGUUGGAUCUUUUGGAAGAUUCAUCAUCCACAGUAAACCAUCAUAUGCGAAGAGAUUAUUAUGAGGAAACCAUUAGAGCCCUUGGACCCUGUGAGGAAUCGGGGGGAGUUUUCCUGUCAGGUUUAAGUAGAGUGGCCGUGUAACCAUGCCUGGCGCUCCAUAGUUUCAAGACCACCGGACCCCUGAGCUGCCCGUCAACCAUGGAUCCCACGUUCCCUGGCUCAGAUUCCACCCUUCCGAAGUGGAACAGCAGGCGUCACCGAGCGCACCGUGUGAGGAGGAAGCUUCGUCCGACACGGAUCCUUGGUCUCAUCCUGAGCGUCUCAGCCCUCUCGACGUUCCUGUCCUGGAGUGCCUUUACGACUUUGGGGCCAUUUUCGGAAUGGACGCCACCCACCAACCACGAAGGACUUGCAGGGCAAAUGCCACACAGAACUGUCCUCUCUUCCGAGCUCGAGGGCAAUGCAUCUGCACGUUUGCCCAUUGCCAUGGCAUCCUCUGGUGAGCACCACAAGGGAGAAUAUCCAGAGGACCUGUUCUCGCUCGAGGAGAGGAGAAAGGGUGCUGUCGUGCUCCAUAUGUUCGGAAUGAUGUACAUGUUCAUCGCCCUUGCCAUUGUGUGCGACGAGUUCUUCGUUCCAGCGCUCACCGUCAUCACGGAAAAGCUCCAGAUUUCGGACGACGUGGCAGGGGCCACCUUCAUGGCCGCCGGAGGAUCCGCCCCUGAGCUCUUCACAUCUGUGAUCGGCGUUUUCAUAUCGCACAGCAACGUGGGCAUCGGAACCAUCGUGGGUUCUGCGGUGUUCAACAUUUUGUUCGUGAUCGGGAUGUGCGCUCUCUUCUCGCGGGAGAUUCUGAACCUCACCUGGUGGCCUCUAUUUAGAGAUGUCUCCUUUUAUAUUGUUGGACUUAUUAUGUUAAUCGUCUUCUUUCUGGAUAACUACAUUACCUAUACUGAGAGCAUGGGACUGCUGCUCUGUUAUGCUAGCUAUGUUACAUUUAUGAAGUACAACGUAACUGUAGAGACUUGGAUCAAAAGCAAACUAAGCAGGAAUCAAGUGGAUGACGUUGAAGCUUCUCCUAAGCUGGAGUCAAAUUUGUUGUUUGCAGAUGCAGUUUGUCAGAAGUAUGGAACACAGGUUACCAAUGGAGGAGAUGAUGAAAAUAAACUUUCUGCUAAGCCCCGCCUACAGCGAGGAGGAAGCUCCGCCUCCUUACACAACACACUAAUGAGAAACAGCAUCUUCCAGCUAAUGAUUCACACACUUGACCCACUCAGUGAGGGUAAUGUGCAAACACUGGAAACUGCAUGGAGAUUCAAGGAGAAGGCGUCCAUUCUACACAAGAUUGCAAGAAAAAAGGGUCAGGAUGAGGCAAAUGGUGUUGCAGAUAAAAACCUUCCCAACAGCAGCUGUGUGGAGGUUGAGGUCACUCCACCUAUGAAUGGCAAUGCUGUUGGUCCUAAGGAGGAAGAGGAGGAACAUGAAGAUCAGCCUUUGAGCUUGGCAUGGCCAGAUACGCCACGGAAGCAAGCAACGUACCUCGUCAUUUUCCCCAUCGUCUUUCCGUUGUGGCUGACACUGCCAGAUGUCCGUCGAGAAACUUCAAAGAAGUUUUUUCCCAUGACAUUUUUGGGAUCCAUUACCUGGAUUGCCAUUUUCUCCUAUCUUAUGGUGUGGUGGGCUCAUCAGGUUGGUGAGACUAUGGGAAUCACAGAGGAAAUAAUGGGUCUGACCAUUCUAGCGGCUGGUACUUCCAUUCCAGAUCUCAUCACCAGCGUUAUUGUCGCACGGAAAGGUCUCGGAGACAUGGCCGUGUCCAGCUCAGUCGGCUCCAACAUAUUCGACAUCACUGUUGGCCUGCCAUUUCCAUGGUUGAUGUUUUCCUUGUUUAACGAUCUGAGUCCAGUGGCGGUGAGCAGUAAUGGUCUGUUCUGCGCCAUCGUUCUGCUCUUCCUCAUGCUUCUCUUCGUCAUCAUCUCCAUCGGCGUGUGCAAGUGGAAGAUGAGCAAGCUUCUAGGGUCCCUUAUGUUCUUACUCUACUUCGUCUUUCUGGUGGUCAGUGUAAUGCUGGAGGACAAGAUCAUCGUCUGCCCGGUCUCCAUCUGAGUCCUUCAUCUUAAGCGCCCUUUUCCUUAUUCCGGGUUACAAUUCCUUCCGCUUUCCUUCAGACUCAGGGCCCUUUAACUAUGACGUGGAUGCGAAAAUGCGUCUAAAUAGUAGUUCAUUAUGGGAAAGUACCAUGGUGGUACAUAGAGACUUGAUGUACUGUAGGUUUAGCCAUUUCUAUCACUCUGCGUGCAGAGGUUGAACUUUAUCAGCGGAGACGACACAUCCAAAGAGGAGGCAGACAUUUAUGGAGAAUGUCUACAGAUGACUCAGGAAAGGACCUAUGGUGCAAAUAAUGCAAUGAGAAAUACCAAUUUAAACAGGGAAACACUGAUUCUUGUAGUGUGCUUUAAAGCUUUUGGUUUCGUGAGCCUUGUAACAAUCGGUUAAAAGAAAAAGAUAACGCUUUUGUCUGAACGCUGGUCCUUUCUGAAUGUUACUUGAGCAUUUUCGAUCUGAGUAUAUCAUAUAACUUAUUGAAUAGACUCGUAGACAGUCUUCUGAAGUCUAGGCCUACACAUAAUCAAUAUCCAACUCACAGAUUGUGAGAACUCGUACUAUUGAAUAUAAUCAAUCGUAUUAAAUGUUUUCUGUCAAUGCAAUAUUUUAUAUAGAGAAUAUAUUCUCUGGGACUGAUGUCUUAUUUUAUGUGAUAUUUUUGACAAACCCAAUGAAUGAAAAGUUAAAACUUACACGCAUAUUUCUCUUUAUCACUUUACCAGAAAACCAGUCUAGUUUGCUGUAUGUGAAUGUGACUUCAUUAUAAAUUUCAUGGGACUAGUCUGUUAAGCAAUAUCCAUAAAUUAUUCACUUUAUAGAGGUCUUUAUUAAUUAUUCAUUACUGCCUGUAUCUCUCAAUACUGUCUUUGUAUGAUUGAUUUGGAUUUAAAAGUGAAAUAACCGGUGCUUAUAAAAGAAAUUGGGCACCCAAAAGCUUUGAAGUUGACUGUUAUUUUUAGGUAAAAUUGCACAUAUCUAUUCUUUCAUAAUUUCUGUGUAUUUACAUAAGUGAUGGACAAAAUAAAAUGAUUUCUGGACUUAAAUAUAAGAAGUAUUAUUUGCACAAUCAUUAAUUUGCAUUAUUUUAUCUACUUAGUAGAAAUGAACACAAUUGUAUAUGACACUGUGCAUCAAUGAUUAUUUUUAAAUGGCUUUGGAAUGUAAGCAUUAUAACAAAGCAAGCAAAUCAAUUAAUAUGAUACCCAAUGCAAAGUAUUUUAGGCCACACUUACACAUGUACCGAGUCCUGCACCGUAUUUUUUAUCUACUAAGUGGUUCAAAAUGUUAAAUAAAAUCAAUGUUUUGCUCAAUCCUCAUGUUUGAGGAUGAUACAGUUUUUAUCAUGAUCAGAUAAUACAAAAAGUGAUGUCAAAAUAAUAAUUUUAUUUUACAUUAUUGCCUAUAAAGGUAGUAAAGAAGGAUUGGGUUCUGCACUUUAAACAAAAAUAAAAUGUAAAAUCUAAAGCUCUCAUUGCUACAUAUGGUUUUGCUUUCAAAUAACCAAUAACUGCAUUAAGAUGAGUGAUGCAAGUGAUUUUCUAUACAGCAUCUUAUGUUUUCAUCUUCUGCAUUGCUGAGGAGCAUAAGACAAUUAAUAAAAGUAAGCUGAUGAGA